CUUGAUAACCCCAUAAACUUGAAGUGUUCUUCUGACGGCUCAUCAACGAGUUUUCUUGCACUGUGUCAUCUUCCCCAAUAGCAAGACUUGCUUUCUUCGUAACCAACCUUCUCUCUCUCUCUCUCUCUCUCUUUUCUUGUCUUCCUCAAUCAUCAGUUUCUUGCAACUGUAACACACCGGCGUAACAUAUCGCGUCUUUAUAUAUUCUUACACAUUCAACCACUGGGAUCAUGUAGCUACUUAGUCUUUCCCCGUUGUCAUGCUCCUUUGUCUCACACUGUUCUUCUGAACUCUCUCUCUCUCUCUGAUGGCGGACAUAGACUGUUCUCCCCAAACCAAGCCAUUUGCUGCUAACAUCAGUAGCAAUGGUAUCACACCGCUGAAGCUCUUCGGCAUCAACAUAUCAUCAUCACCGCCGCUGGCAGACAGAGCGAAAGAGAAGGUUCUUGGGGAUGAUUCGAAUUCGAAUUCGACAAAGUCUUCGUCAUCCGGGUCGCCAGAAUCCGACGGCCGGAAGUUCGAGUGCCAGUACUGCUGCCGUGAGUUCGCCAACUCGCAGGCCUUGGGCGGCCACCAGAACGCGCACAAGAAGGAGCGCCAGCUCCUGAAGCGCGCCCAGAUGCGAGUCGCCGCCGCCGAGGGCCGGAAGCUGCACAACCCGUUCAUGUCCACCUUCACCCCGCCGCACCACCUCCUGGCCCCGCCCCUGUCGCCGGCAGGGACCCCUCCGUGGCUGAUCCUUCCGCGCACCGGCCACGCGUCUUCGUUCCAAGUUGCCAACGGCGUUGGCUUGUAUUUCGCUGGAGCGUCGCCUCGCGUCCCCGGGAGGCACGUGAGUGGAGGCAGCAUUGGCGAGACAGCCACAACUGCGACCAGGUCGCUUUUGCUUGAUGAAGUGAGAGCUCAUGGUAAUCGCUCUUCCUCUCAGAUCGAAAAGAAGGGUCUAGGGUUGGAUCUGCAUUUGAGUCUUGGACCAGCUGCUACGUAACUUGUGAUCUCAUUUGGUAAUUGUUAAGUCGGUCCAUUUAGUACCAACAAAAUGUGGAGUUAGAGCGUUGGAACAUGUAAAAUCUGCGAAGUUUUUUCUUGUGUGCUCAAAUAUCCUCUCUAUCAAGCGAGAAAAUUGUCAUGUACAAUGAGUGAAAACUAUACGGAUCUUGAACUUUGAUU
Rhodamnia argentea is the source of this 1170-nucleotide messenger RNA. Its product is annotated as zinc finger protein 6. Gene Ontology annotation, molecular function: DNA-binding transcription factor activity; transcription cis-regulatory region binding. The transcript has a single exon. Lineage: Eukaryota; Viridiplantae; Streptophyta; Magnoliopsida; Myrtales; Myrtaceae. Bases 308 to 988 code for a protein of 226 amino acids. Gene Ontology annotation, biological process: cytokinin-activated signaling pathway; trichome differentiation; gibberellic acid mediated signaling pathway. Gene Ontology annotation, cellular component: nucleus. The record is from RefSeq and is a predicted model, not a curated record.